Messenger RNA from Eufriesea mexicana, 3675 nucleotides. RefSeq names its product DNA replication helicase/nuclease 2 (gene Dna2). Lineage: Eukaryota; Metazoa; Arthropoda; Insecta; Hymenoptera; Apidae. Gene Ontology annotation, cellular component: cytoplasm. Gene Ontology annotation, biological process: replication fork reversal. Bases 1 to 3675 code for a protein of 1224 amino acids. The record is from RefSeq and is a predicted model, not a curated record. Gene Ontology annotation, molecular function: 5'-flap endonuclease activity; single-stranded DNA helicase activity. The transcript is spliced from 14 exons.
AUGAAGAAAGUUGAUCUUUCUCUUAAAAAGAAUUCAAUUCAUGAUACAAAGCAAUCUCAACGAAAAAUAUCAGUAUAUUUUAUGAAGACUCCUAAAAAUUUAUCUCUUAAAAAGAAUAAUUCAUUAAAUAAUAUUGUUGAAUCUAGUACCAUAGAUGAUGAAAUACAUAAGAAAAGGAAGAUAUCAGAUGAUUUGGGUUCAUUACAAAUUAAAGUUGCAAAAUAUGAUGAUGUUCCUGAUGCAUGUAAUGCAGGAAAUGCACAAAGACAAAAACAUGUACUUGCAGAUGAGUCUAAUGUAAUUCAUCAUGUGUUCGAUAGUAAUAUAAGCAUAGGUACAAAUAAAACUAAAUGCGAUUAUAUGUCUGUAAUAGAACAUGAUCUUAAGGAAAACAUUGGUAUUGACCAAUAUGCAGACAAAUUAUAUAAAUCAAAUGACAAGAAAGUAAUAAAACAUGAUGGUAUAUUACAAGAUAAUAAUUCUGAUAAGUGUCUUUCAAAAGAACACAAAACAGAUUCCAUGGAGGAAUAUGUGCAUGAUAAUAUAAAACAUGAAGAAAUUUGUUCAGAAUUAGGAUCAUUUCUAACAGAUGAUUUUAAUGAUUAUUUUGAAGAAGACUGGUCAAUAGAUACCCAAAUAAAUUUUAAUUCCCUGCAGAGAUGCAAAGUCGUUGAAGUAAGAAGAGAUUAUAAUAGUUUAUUACUAACUGUAUCACAGGAAGAUUAUAAGACACCUAAUACAACUAUUACAUGUUCAGGUUUUUGGAAAGAUGCUAAGGUGCAGAAAGAUGAUAUUGUUGUUGUUCAAGCAAGAAAGGAAAACAAACAAUGGAUAAUAGAUAAUAAUAGUGGUUUCCUUGUUGUACAUCCAGAUAUAUUAAUAUCUGGAACAACAGUGGCUGGUGCUUUAUUUUGUAAGAGAAAAGCAGUUUUAGCUGAAAAAUUUAGAAAGAUGGAGAAUUUACCAUAUUAUGAGGGAGAUAAAUCACCACUUGUUAUUGGAAGCUUAGUCCAUCAAUUAUUACAAGGUGCAGUACAAAAAAAUAUUCAUGAGUUGUCAGAUAUUACAAAGUUAAUGGAUAGCAUAUUGCAGUCCAAAGAUACAAGCAGUCUACUUUAUGCAUCAGAAAUUUCACUUGAUGUAUGUAGACAACAAAUGCUCGUAUUUGUGCCAAAAAUACAUAAGUUUAUUCAACAUUAUAUAAAAGGUAAAAGACAACAAGAAAUAAAUAAUAUGCAGAGCAAUUUUAAAGGAAAAAUCAGUCAUAUUCGUGAUAUAGAAGAAAAUAUCUGGCUUCCUAAGUUAGGUAUAAAAGGUAAGGUAGAUGUUACCGUGGAAGUGAAAAUAAAUUCAAAGAAGAAAAUUAUGCCUCUCGAAAUAAAGACAGGGAAACCAUCAUUCUCAUUGGAGCAUCGAGGUCAGAUUAUUUUGUAUAUUAUGAUGAUGACUCUUACAGGUCAGGAUACAGACACAGGUCUCUUAUUAUACCUUAGGGAAAAUAGUAUACAAGAGAUUAAUAGUGGUUAUCCUGAAAAAAGGGAUUUAAUAUUAUUACGAAACACAUUAGCUAGUUAUUUUGUACCAAAAUCAAUUGAAAAGAUAACAAGCUUAACUUCUGAAUCAGGUUGGCAAAUUUUAGAGUUACCAGAACCAAUUAAUCAUCAUAGUGCUUGUUCAAAGUGUAUUUACAGUGCUUUGUGUUGUGCAUAUUUGAGCAAAGAUACUAAUAUACAAUUGUCAGAUUCACAUCCAUUAACAAAGCUUGGGAAACAGAUUUUGGAUAAGUUCAAGCCUACUCAUAUUGAUUACAUUUUGCAUUGGGUUUCAUUAUUGCAAAUAGAAGAAAGUGCACAAUUCAGUGAGAAUAUAAUGAAAUACUUAUGGACAUUAAGUCCAGAAAAAAGGGAAAUGAAGAAAACAUGUAUCUGUAAUUUGCAAGUGAUAGGAAAAGUUAUUGAGUGUGAUUCAAAGUAUAAGCACACCUUUGUUCGUGCAAAUGUAAAAGCACAAUUUUCAAAUACUAAUAUUCCAUAUAUGGAAUUUUCUGACAAUGAAUAUAUUUUAAUCAGUACAAAUACAAGAAUAAAUAUAUCUGCAGGAUUUAUUGUACAAAGGAAAGAAGAUUCUAUCAUAGUGUUAUUAGAUAGAGAUAUUACCAAAUAUAACAUAAAUGAAUCCUUUCAUAUAGACAAGUAUUCAUCUUCUAGUUUAUUUUCCUCUAAUCUUGCGAAUGUAGGAGGUUUAAUGGAACACAAUAAAAUUUGCGAAAAGUUACGAGACAUUAUAAUAGAUAGGAAACCAGCAUCAUUUCAAAAAGGUCUAUCACAAUCCAUUAUUUAUAAAAGUGCCAAAAUAUUACAAAAUUUAAAUAAAAAUCAGCAAAGAGCAAUUUUGAAGGUAAUAUCCACAAAUGAUUACGCUUUAAUUAAAGGAAUGCCAGGGACUGGAAAAACAGAGACAUUGGUGGCAUUAAUAGAAGUCUUACAUAAUGCAGGACACUCUAUUCUAAUUACUGCACAUACAAAUAGUGCUGUAGACAAUAUUUUAUUAAAAUUACUGAACAAAGGUAUUGACUUCUUGCGAUUGGGUUCAUAUGUUCAUCCAUCUUUGAAAUAUAAAACUGAAGGAUUUGCAGUUUCAAAUUACUGCUCACCAAACAGCUUAGAAGAACUAUAUUCUAGCAAAAAUAUUAUUGGAGUAACUUGUUACGGUGCUCAUCAUGCUCUUCUUGGAAGACGUAUAUUUGAUAUAUGUCUCGUAGAUGAAAGUACUCAGACAUUGCAACCAUCUGUCUUACGCCCAUUAUAUAGUGCAAAGAAAUUUGUUCUUGUGGGAGAUCCUGAUCAAUUACCACCUGUUAUUAGAAGUAAAUUGGCUAGAAAAUUAGGUGCAGAAGAAUCGUUAUUUGCUCGAUUGGAUAAUGAAAACAAUACAGUCACCUUAACAAAACAGUACAGAAUGAAUAAAAAUAUUAUGUACUUAGCAAAUAAGUUAACAUAUAACGACAUGUUAGUAAUGGGGAAUACAUCGUUAGAAAAUGCUACCAUUGUUUCACUAUGUAAAGAAGUGAGUUUAAUAAAUAAAAUAAAUUGUGAUGAAAAGUGGCUACAGAAGACAUUAUCAUUGGAUAUAAGUAACUCAGUAAUUAUACUAAACACAGGAUGUACCAGUAAUUUACAAUUAAGUUACUGCGAUUUUAGUACUAGAUACCCAGAAAGUGAUCAAGUAAAUUCAAAUAUAUGGGAAGCUGUCAUAAUCUCGAAAUUGGUGCAAACUCUUUUAAAGAUGGAUGCACAGUUUAAAAAUAUUGGCAUUAUUGCGCCAUAUAGAGCACAUGUUAAUUUACUAAAAAAAGUUCUUACUAGUGAUAUCGAGAUAAAUACUGUUGAUCAAUAUCAAGGACGUGAUAAAGAGAUUAUAAUUUAUUCUUGUGCAAAAAGUUUAGUCAACAAUAGUGAUGUAAAAGAGGAUCUCGAAGUAUUAGGGGAUCAUCGAAGAUUAACUGUAGCGUUAACAAGAGCAAAAUAUAAAUUAAUUAUUAUUGGGGACAAGAACACUUUAUCUCGGUAUGCAGUGUUUAAAAAAUUAUUUAAUCUAGUCGGAGAUAAAAAUAUAAUAAAUUUAAAGGAUUACUGCAAUGAUUUUUUGUGGGAAAACCUGGUAUGUACUUUAUAA